Messenger RNA from Chanos chanos (milkfish), 1476 nucleotides. Its product is annotated as zinc-binding protein A33-like. Gene Ontology annotation, molecular function: protein binding; zinc ion binding. NCBI's taxonomy places the organism in Eukaryota, Metazoa, Chordata, Actinopteri, Gonorynchiformes, Chanidae. The record is from RefSeq and is a predicted model, not a curated record. The transcript has 6 exons. The coding region runs from base 88 to 1476 and encodes 462 amino acids.
UUUAGCUCUUUAUAAAUCUGACUACAGUUCACUUUUUAUACAACAUCACUCAUAACAGGUCCAUUUCAGGGGAGGAGCUGUCAGAAAAUGGCGUCUAAAGCUGUAAUAUCAGUGGAAGAUUUGACCUGUCCUGUGUGCUGUGACAUCUUCAGGGAUCCUGUUGUCCUGUCAUGUAGUCACAGUUUGUGUAAAGACUGUCUGCAGCAGUUCUGGUAUAAAAAAGGAUCACAGGAGUGUCCUGUCUGUAGGAGAAGAUCAUCAAAAUCUGAGCCUGCUCGAAACCUGGCUCUAAAGAACCUGUGUGAGACUUUCUCACAGGAGAGAAGUCAGAGAUCUUCAUCAGGGUCUGAGGAGUUCUGCAGUCUGCACAGUGAGAAACUCAAACUCUUCUGUCUGGAGGAUAAACAGCCUGUGUGUGUGGUGUGUCAGACUUCAAAAAAACACAAAAACCAUGAAUUGUGUCCAGUGGAUGAAGCUGCACAUGAUAGCAGGGAGGCACUGAGGACUUCACUGAAGCCCUUACAGGAGAAACUGGAGAUCUUUAAAGAAAUCAAACUGACCUGUGAUAAAACAGCAGAACACAUUAAGACUCAAGCUAAACACGCAGAGACACAGAUUAGGAAAGAGUUUGAGAAAUUUCAUCAGUUUCUACGAGAUGAAGAGACAGUCAGGAUAACUGCACUGAGAGAGGAAGAGGAGCAGAAGAGUCAGAUGAUGAAGGAGAGGAUUGAGGAAAUGAGUAGAGGGAUUUCCUCUCUCUCAGACACAAUCAGAGCCAUAGAGGAGGAGAUCAAAGCUGAAGACAUUUUGCUCCUAAAAUGCACACUGCAGGAUCCACAGAUGCUUUCAGGAGCACUGAUCAAUGUGGCAAAGCACCUGGGCAACCUGAAGUUCAGAGUGUGGGAGAAGAUGCAGGACAUUGUUCAAUACACUCCUGUGAUUCUGGAUCCCAACACUGCUCACCCAAAACUCAUCCUGUCUGAGGAUCUGACCAGUGUGAGAAACAGUGAUAAGAAACAGCAGAUUCCUGAUAAUCGAGACAGAUUUGAUACAUGUGCAUGUGUUGUUAGCUCUGAGGGUUUUAACUCAGGGACACACUGCUGGGAUGUUGAUGUUGAGAACUGUACAGACUGGACCCUGGGUGUUACCUCAGAGUCAAACCAGAGGAAGGGAUGGAUGUGCUUUGACACUGGUGUCUGGUGUGUUCGGUAUUUUUUAGGUCAUUAUGAAUAUUAUGGUGGAGAGGCAUCAUAUGUUCCAAUGAGAGUGAAUAAUAAACUCCAGAGGAUCAGAGUGAAACUGGACUGGCGCAGAGGAAAACUCUCAUUCUCUGAUCCUCUAAAUAAUACACCCCUACACACCUUCACACACACUUUUACUGAGAGAAUGUUUCCAUUCUUCUAUAAUUACUGUAUUGUCGGUCCUCUGAGGAUCUUGCCAGUGAAGAGCUAUGUAAAAGUGAAACAACACAGGUAG